Messenger RNA from Pelodiscus sinensis (Chinese soft-shelled turtle), 781 nucleotides. RefSeq names its product cilia and flagella associated protein 68 (gene CFAP68). The record is from RefSeq and is a predicted model, not a curated record. Gene Ontology annotation, cellular component: nucleus. Gene Ontology annotation, biological process: flagellated sperm motility. NCBI's taxonomy places the organism in Eukaryota, Metazoa, Chordata, Testudines, Trionychidae.
UGAUGAGGAAUGAGCUCAUAAACAGGACCAGAUCAGUAUUUCUGGCUGCCUCCGCUCCACCAGUCCAGUCUAGUUACUGCACUCACAUCCACACAAGUGUGCUGAGGUUCCUGUGUGGAAUUUUUGCCUGAGACUCCUGACGAACUGCAUAGCUAAGGAUGAUGUCCCUGUCGUGUUUCUAUAACCCUCACCAUGGUUCCUUGAUGCAUGCCACCGGCCAUGCAGAAGUGUGGACAGACUGGAACAGCACUUCCAAGUUCAGUCAGUAUGGCUGGAGAUGCACCACCAAUGAGGACGCUUACUCCAACAAAACCCUUCUGGGGAACUGGAACCAGGAGCGGUAUGAUAUCCGGAAAAUCUCACAGCCCAAACCGCUUCCUUCCCAGUAUGAUCACUACUUUGAAUCCAUAUAUUCGUCAGAUUACAACAAGGACAGGCAUCACGGCUCAAGAAGAUUUAAACGAGAACCUCAUUGGUUUCCUGGACACCAGCCUGAGCUGGAACCCCCUCCAUUCAAACCGACUGCACGGUCCCGCUACAUGAUAGAUUACGAACCUCCUCAAGGCAGAACAGGAGGCAGAAUUUGUGAAAUGCUUGGGAAAGAACUGCAGGGGGCGCAGCAGAAGCAAUAGGAGAGAGGCUGUUAACUUGAGAUCUGCCACGUGACUAGAACGACUCCAACAACCUAUGUGCUUCUAAGGAGCCAUCCUUCAAGUCACAAAACAUUUCUGAUAUUAAAACAUAGCAUUGAAAUGACAAGUAAAUGCUUUCCGAGGCUUGU